This is a messenger RNA of Solenopsis invicta (red fire ant), 5431 nucleotides long. RefSeq names its product neither inactivation nor afterpotential protein C (gene ninaC). The coding region runs from base 366 to 5063 and encodes 1565 amino acids. The record is from RefSeq and is a predicted model, not a curated record. Gene Ontology annotation, cellular component: myosin complex. Gene Ontology annotation, molecular function: protein tyrosine kinase activity; cytoskeletal motor activity; protein binding. Gene Ontology annotation, biological process: protein phosphorylation. The transcript is spliced from 24 exons. Lineage: Eukaryota; Metazoa; Arthropoda; Insecta; Hymenoptera; Formicidae.
GCGACUGGCACUGUAAGGGUGAACGCCGCGGGGCCUGCGCGACCUACUAGACGCGUUUUAAUUAAAGUUGAAUUCCGUCGCGCGGGACGACUUGAGGGAGCGACGUCUCUUACAUAAGUACAAUUUUCGCGUACUAUCCUCUUACCGUCACCACGCCUACUGCAUCGCCGCGUCGGAUGUGAGGACCGUGCAAGAAAAGUCGCGCAUACGGGAAAAUAACAAAGUCGAAGAGUGGCGGGUGCAACGGCAAAGAAUAAGUGCGGAGAGUAUAAUCGCUACUUGGAAAAAUAAAAUGUGUCGCGAUUGAGCUUAGCUGGGCUUACAACACGUGCAGCAUACUUCAGGCGAUAGACGCUGCCUAAAAAAUGAACGAUUUCGGUUACGGAAAACAGGGAAGAAGUAGCAACUGGCACGAUAACGUUCAAAAUGAACAAAAAGAAAUGGAAAAUCGAGAUAAAAAUCAGGACAUAGGAUCUGUGACUCUUAAACGAUUGGAUAGCAUUCAGGAUCCAGGAAAAAGAUACUCUCUACAAGACUGCAUUGGUAGCGGUAUAUGCGGCAAUGUUUACGAAGGGAUUGAUCGGCAAGCUGGAAAUAAGAAGGUUGCCAUUAAGAUUCAAAAGCUCACGCCUGAAACGCAAUCCCUAAUUGUGGAGGAGUAUCGUAUUCUUCGUGAUUUUGCCGGUCAUCCAAAUCUGCCGGAAUUCUACGGAAUAUAUCGCAAACGAUCAGCAAAGAAAUCCGAAUACGAUGAAAUGUGGUUCGUCAUGGAGCUCUGCGAGGGUGGAACAGUCAUGGAUCUCGUUCACGGGAUGGUCGCGAGUAACAAAAGAAUACGAGAGGAACAUAUCGCCUUCAUCUUAAGGGAAGUGAUCAAAGCUUUGAUCCAUUUGCACGAACACAACAUAAUCCACAGAGACAUCCGUGGCAACAAUAUUGUUCUAACGAAGGAAGGCGAAGUGAAAUUAGUGGAUUUUGGACUAUCGAGAACGAUGACUAACGAACUCGAGAAAAGGCACAGUUACAUAGGCUCACCAUCCUGGAUGGCGCCGGAAAUGGUUGGCAGCAAGGAUAGCGGAGCCGACAGUGGAUACGACAGCCGGGUCGACGUAUGGGCGAUCGGCAUCACGGCGAUAGAGCUGGCCGACAGCAAAGCGCCGUUCGAAGACAUGCAUCCGACUCGCGCGCUCUUCCAGAUCGUUCGGAAUCCACCGCCGACCCUUUACCGACCCGCCAACUGGUCGAAGAAUCUCAAUGACUUCAUUUCGGAAUGCCUCGAAAAAAAUCCCGAGAACAGACCGUACAUGAUGGAAAUCAUCGAGCAUCCCUUUCUGUCAGAGCUACCCGAAAACGAUUAUCCUUUAACGCAAGAGAUCAAAGCGCUGACAAUGACUCUAUCGGAAAAGAGCAGAAAACUAAGAAAAUCCGAAUUAAUAGUUCGUAAAGGUUUCCUGAAGACUCGUCAGGAUGAACCACCGGAACAAAUGCUUACGGAGGAUUUAGCGGCAUUAGAUAUCAUAACUGAGGAUAUAAUCCUGAAUGAACUUCGCGAGAGACUAGAACGAGGUGAAUAUCACACGUUUAUCGGCGACAUCUUACUAGUACUCAACCCGAACGAAGAGCACGAUAUUUAUGGUGACCACCAUCACGCAAAAUACCAAUCCAAAUCGCGAUCGGAUAAUGCUCCUCACAUUUAUUCCGUGGCGGAUAGCGCGUUUCAAAAUGUUAUGCUUAACGAAGACUCUCAGCACAUUUUGUUAGCCGGUGAGAGUAACUCUGGAAAAACAACGAAUAUGCUGCAUCUAAUGGAACAUCUUAUGUUCCUCGGAAAAGGUCUACGUGAUACCGGAGCGAUAGUACUGCGAGCUAUAAAAAUUAUUCAUGCUUUCACGAACGCGGCGACACCGCUAAAUGCUAAUUCUACCAGAUGCAUAUUGCAAACACAGACGACUUUCGGAUCAACCGGUAAAGCAUCGGGGGCAAUAUUCUGGUUAUAUCAGUUAGAAAAAUGGCGCGUUUCAACUCGCGACAGAAAUCAAUCAAACUUCCACAUUUUUUAUUACUUUUACGACGGUCUUGAAGCAUCAGAAAAUUUACAAACGUAUUUCCUACCAAGCGGGAGAAAACUUCGAUAUCUUAGAAUAAUCGAUAAAGGCACUGAAAAGAAACGAGGCUUCAAAGUGAGAAACGAUCCGCAAAAUAACGCGAUCAAACUCAAAGAACUUGAGGAAUGUUUCAAGUAUAUGGACAUAGAGGAGCAUUGCGAGAUCAUUUGGAAAAUCCUCGCGGCUAUACUGAUACUCGGGGAGAUUCGAUUCGUUGAAGGCAAUAACGGAGAGGCUGAGUUGGAUAAUAACGAAAUUGCUACAAGAGUGGCGAAACUUCUUGGUUUAGACGAGAAGAAAUUUAUUUGGGCUCUCGUUAAUUACUGCUUGAUCGUGAAGGAAUCAGCGAUACGUAGAAAACAUACUUACGAAGAAGCGAAAGAGGCACGAGAUGUCUUGGCAAACACUCUUUAUCAACGUUUAGUAGACUGGAUAAUCAACAUCAUCAACUAUAAGCUUUCAAUGACACGUAGCCUUUAUGGUGAUAAAUAUUCUAUCAGCAUUUUUGAUUACUUUGGACUCGAAUGUUUCUCAGUAAAUCGGCUGGAACAAUUACUGGUGAACACAAUAAAUGAACAAAUGCAAUAUUAUUAUAAUCAAAGAGUAUUCGCCUGGGAAAUGCAAGAACAGGAAGAGGAGGACAUACCUAUGCGACAAUUACGCUUUUAUGAUAAUAAGGAAGCGGUUGAUCAACUAAUGAGCAAAAAAGAUGGCCUCUUUCAUAUCAUUGACGACGCUUCGCGGCAAAUGCAGGACGCACAGUAUAUUCUCGAGAGGAUUAAAGAACAUAAACGUGGCAUUCACGUGAAACCGGUGAGUUCGCACGAGUUCACAGUUGCACAUUAUACCGGCAAGCUGAUAUACGACGCCAGCGAAAUUGCUACGAAAAAUCGAGACUUUGUGCCACCGGAAAUAAUCGACACGAUGAGAUUGUCUUCACACGAUGCAGUCAAACAAAUGUUCACCAACAAGCUAACCAAAUCGGGAAACCUGACGAUCGUUCACGAAUCGUGUCUCGCGGGAAAUACGCCGAAAAAGAAAUGGAACGUUCUUAUGCAGGAAUCUUCUGCAGUUCGAAAAUAUAACAUUGCGUCCAGAGGACAGUACUCGCAAACGCGCAACAUGAAGACCUGCUCAGCGACAUUUAGAGCGACAAGUCUCGAAAUUCUGAAAAAUCUCGUGAUAGGCACGGGAAAUGGCGGAACGCAUUUUGUUAGAUGCAUACGCUCCGAUCUCGAGGAUGUUCCUCAUAGCUUUUACCGAGAAAUCGUCAGACAACAAAUCAGGGCGUUAGCAGUUCUUGAUACAGCGAAAGCCAGACGAUGCGGAUAUCCGUAUAGGAUACCCUUCCAAGAAUUUCUUCGAAGAUACAAAUUUCUAGCUUUCGAUUUCGACGAGACAGUAGAAACGACGAAAGAUAAUUGCAGAUUACUUCUGAUAAGAUUAAAAAUGGAAGGCUGGAUUAUUGGAAAGACUAAAGUCUUCUUGAAGUACUACAAUGAGGAAUAUCUAUCGCAUUUAUAUGAGACACAAGUAAAGAAAAUCAUAAAAGUGCAGUGCAUGAUGCGUGCCUUUUUAGCGCGCAAAAAUAUCGCUUCAAAGAUCACUCAUGUCAAAAAGGAAAUUGUCAGAAAAGUAUCACUUAAGAAGAAUAGCUCAUAUAAUGAGGAACAAGCAGCACUAAUGAUACAGAAAACAUACAGAGGACAUAUGGUAAGAAAGGAAAUGGAACCCUUACUCAAAGAAAAGAUGAGCCAAGAAACGAAAGAUUUCAUCAAAUUCUAUUACAGCAAAUGGAGAUCAAAAAGCAUGUUCCAAGUCCUCUUACGGUAUCGUGCAGCUCGUUAUCAAGAUUUUGUGCAGUUAUCGCAACAGGUCCAUCUAUACAAUCAAUCGAUAGUGGCAGUUUUAAAGAAAAUAAAUGAAAAUGUACCUCUAGAGAAAAUCGAUCCAAACGCCAAAAUAAAUACCUACACAAAUGAAGUGAAACCACCUCAAGUGUACAAACUGCCUUUCAAUAUACAACAAGAGUUCCCAUAUUUCGAUACAAAUUACAUAAAUGAUCCUUCGAAUAUAAACGUUAAACAUGGAGGGUCUGUAUCGUCUACGAGCGAUGACGAGCACGAAUCCUGGGAUGUACCGUUACGUAGACAAACCGUGCCAUGGGCCAACAAAACUGUUCACACCAGAGAUAUCGAAGUUCAAACAACAAACUCACCACAUCACGCGCUCCUUCAACGUUCCACUGUCAGUAACGAGCAAAGUUUGAUCAACAUUCCAUUCACCAGGGAACCAAAUGUUCCAAUUCAGUGUCCACCGGAGGAGCCAUCCCAUCAUAGAACUUCUGGUUUUCAAUCGAAUAAACGUGAUGUCACACGAUCCUCUGAAUCUUAUACUCCUUAUUCUAACAACCUCAACAAAUCAAUAUAUUCUAAGAAGGAAGUACCACCGCCACUCAAUCAAACGCAAUCAACAACGUGCAAUUUCAACAAGUCAGAUAUUCAGAAUAGAAGCAAUACAGAAUGGGAGUUUGAGAACAAAAUUAAUCGCAAUGUUAAUAAUAAUACUCGCGUAAAUCCUAUCAAAGAAAUGGAAAUGAUCGGACGCAGGAACAACAAUGAUGAAAACGAUGAUACACCUCCAUUUAACUUUCAAGCGAUGCUGCGGAAAACACCCCAUCAGCGUGCUUCGAUGAAACGUAAUCCUGUGUACGAGAACGUUAUACCGUCAGAAUCAAUGUCGAAAUCUUAUCACCGCAAUAGCGACUUAGACAAAUCAAACACUGUUUACAAAAGUGGCAAUAACAAAGAUUCAUCAGAAUGGAGUCCAAAUGAAAUAAUCCUCAUGUCGGAAAAGUAUUCAAAAGAGAAUGCAUGGGAUAAAGAAAGUACCAAAACUAGUGUUACUACGGAAAUAGCACCAGGUAUUAUUAUCAAGGGCUAUGUGGCUGACCUAUAAAAAAUCAAAAAUUGCAUGAAAAUCAAUUAAUUUUAUGUUUAAUCAAUUUAUCUAUCUCUCUUAUUCUGCAUUUAUCACACAGUUCUGGAAAAAAAAAUUGCUAAUUAAAGUUUAGGAAUUGUAAAAAUCAAUGCAAUCAAUUUCUCAUUAAAUUUUAUUUUGGAUGCAUUGCAUCUAAUAAUCCAGAGUUACGACGGAAAUAACACCAGGCAUUAUUAUCAAAGGUUGUAUGGCUGACCUAUAAAGAAUCAGAAAUUGCAUUAAAAUCGAUUAAUUGUAUGUUUAAUCAAUGUGUCUAUCUCUUUCGUUCUGUAUUUAUCUGUAUAUAGUUCUGGAAAGAAAAAAAAUCGCCAAUUAAAGUUUAGAAA